Molecule: messenger RNA, 1170 nt
Organism: Knipowitschia caucasica
Lineage: Eukaryota; Metazoa; Chordata; Actinopteri; Gobiiformes; Gobiidae
Source: the annotation of a GenBank genome assembly
AUGUACAGUAUUGGCACGGGUUCAGCUCUGGUGGAGGUGGAAAAGUCUCUGCUGCAUCAGGUGGAGGUGGAAAAGUCUCUGCUGCUUCAGGUGGAGGUGGAAAAGUCUCUGCUGCAUCAGGUGGAGGUGGAAAAGUCUCUGCUGCUUCAGGUGGAGGUGGAAAAGUCUCUGCUGCAUCAGGUGGAGGUGGAAAAGUCUCUGCUGCUUCAGGUGGAGGUGGAAAAGUCUCUGCUGCAUCAGGUGGAGGUGGAAAAGUCUCUGCUGCUUCAGGUGGAGGUGGAAAAGUCUCUGCUGCUUCAGGUGGAGGUGGAAAAGUCUCUGCUGCUUCAGGUGGAGGUGGAAAAGUCUCUGCUGCUUCAGGUGGAGGUGGAAAAGUCUCUGCUGCUUCAGGUGGAGGUGGAAAAGUCUCUGCUGCUUCAGGUGGAGGUGGAAAAGUCUCUGCUGCUUCAGGUGGAGGUGGAAAAGUCUCUGCUGCAUCAGGUGGAGGUGGAAAAGUCUCUGCUGCUUCAGGUGGAGGUGGAAAAGUCUCUGCUGCUUCAGGUGGAGGUGGAAAAGUCUCUGCUGCAUCAGGUGGAGGUGGAAAAGUCUCUGCUGCUUCAGGUGGAGGUGGAAAAGUCUCUGCUGCUUCAGGUGGAGGUGGAAAAGUCUCUGCUGCUUCAGGUGGAGGUGGAAAAGUCUCUGCUGCUUCAGGUGGAGGUGGAAAAGUCUCUGCUGCUUCAGGUGGAGGUGGAAAAGUCUCUGCUGCUUCAGGUGGAGGUGGAAAAGUCUCUGCUGCUUCAGGUGGAGGUGGAAAAGUCUCUGCUGCUUCAGGUGGAGGUGGAAAAGUCUCUGCUGCUUCAGGUGGAGGUGGAAAAGUCUCUGCUGCUUCAGGUGGAGGUGGAAAAGUCUCUGCUGCUUCAGGUGGAGGUGGAAAAGUCUCUGCUGCUUCAGGUGGAGGUGGAAAAGUCUCUGCUGCAUCAGGUGGAGGUGGAAAAGUCUCUGCUGCUUCAGGUGGAGGUGGAAAAGUCUCUGCUGCAUCAGGUGGAGGUGGAAAAGUCUCUGCUGCUUCAGGUGGAGGUGGAAAAGUCUCUGCUGCUUCAGGUGGAGGUGGAAAAGUCUCUGCUGCUUCAGGUGGAGGUGGAAAAGUCUCUACUGCUUCAGGGACCUCAUUCUUUCAGCGACAUGUUCUGA